This is a messenger RNA of Hemicordylus capensis (graceful crag lizard), 7206 nucleotides long. RefSeq names its product EH domain containing 4 (gene EHD4). Gene Ontology annotation, biological process: endosomal transport; endocytosis. Bases 623 to 1978 code for a protein of 451 amino acids. Gene Ontology annotation, molecular function: protein binding; GTP binding; calcium ion binding. NCBI's taxonomy places the organism in Eukaryota, Metazoa, Chordata, Lepidosauria, Squamata, Cordylidae. The record is from RefSeq and is a predicted model, not a curated record. Gene Ontology annotation, cellular component: plasma membrane; cytoplasm. The transcript is spliced from 6 exons.
GUUAAAGAGAAACUUCUCUACUACAGUGUCCAUCAUUAAGUUCAGUAAUCCUGUCAAGUGUCCAUUAUCUGGCUGCUAAAUUUUCAUGCUGGCUCCUAGAUCUAAAUAAAAUUUGUCAAGGCCUGAGGUAACCCAAUAAACUGCUGCUAGGUGAAUGUUUAGAAAUAUUUACAGUAGAGAGGAAAUUGUUGUCAUGUGGACUUAUUUGAAAAGAGAUGAAAAAUAAUGUUGUUUGACGUUCCAGAGGCGAACAACUGUGCUUAUUUUAGAAAUAUGAAUAGGAUUGGUUCUGUUUAUCCACAGCAGGAAUUAACGAACUUAGUCAUUUUUGUGAGUGAAUGUUUUCAUUGGCAAGAAGUGUUUUGUUGGUUUCAUUUCGUUCUUGAAAGUUGACAUACCUCUCAGUUGAUUGGUCAUAUAUUAUUAACCACCUAUUAUUCGUCAACAGACAUGCAUUCCAUGAAGUUGAGUGCCAUUUUGUUAGUGGCCACUUUUGAAUACAUUAUGGUGUCACUUGUUAGCAAGGGCAGUAGUGAGAUCCUCUUGCCAGCACCUCCUCCGGCUGCAUCAGCCAAGGGAAAACCUAGAAGCAUGGUACCUGUUGGAGCAGGACUUUCCAGGGAUGAGGAUUGGUCCAGAGCCAACUACAGAUUCUUUCAUUGCUGUGAUGUAUGGAGAAACUGAAGGAAGUACUCCUGGGAAUGCUCUUGUGGUGGACCCUAAGAAGCCAUUCCGCAAGCUCAGCCGUUUUGGCAAUGCAUUUUUGAAUAGAUUCAUGUGUUCUCAGUUACCUAAUCAGGUUCUGAAGAGUAUCAGCAUCAUAGAUAGUCCUGGCAUUCUUUCAGGAGAGAAACAGCGUAUCAGUAGAGGCUAUGACUUCUGUCAAGUACUGCAAUGGUUUGCUGAGCGGGUGGAUCGCAUCAUCCUCUUAUUCGAUGCUCAUAAACUAGAUAUUUCUGAUGAGUUCUCAGAAGCGAUCAAGUCGUUCCGGGGACAGGAUGACAAGAUCCGGGUGGUGUUGAAUAAGGCAGACCAAGUGGACACACAGCAGUUGAUGAGAGUCUAUGGCGCGCUUAUGUGGUCCCUAGGAAAAGUGAUUAACACUCCAGAGGUUUUGCGGGUCUACAUUGGUUCAUUUUGGGCUCAGCCUCUGCAAAACACAGAGAACCGAAGACUGUUUGAAGUGGAAGCACAAGAUCUGUUCCUGGACAUCCAGAGCCUACCGCAAAGGGCAACAGUGAGGAAACUUAAUGAUCUUAUCAAGAGAUCACGACUUGCAAAGGUGCAUGCUUAUAUCAUUAGCCAUCUGAAGAAGGAAAUGCCUGCUGUGUUUGGAAAAGAAAAUAAGAAGAAAGAGCUGAUCAGCAAACUGCCUGAGAUUUAUGCUGAGUUGCAACGAGAGUACCAUAUCUCAGCAGGAGACUUCCCAGAAGUCAAGAAAAUGCAGGAAUUGCUGGAGAACUACGACUUCACCAAAUUCCAUUCUCUGAAACCAAAGCUGAUUGAAGCUGUAGAUAACAUGUUGGCCAAUAAAGUUGCCUACCUGAUGAAUCUGAUUACCCAGGAAGAGCGUUCCAUGCCUAUGCAGAAGGUUCAAGGUGGGGCAUUUGAUGGCACCACAGCAGGGCCAUUUAACCAUGGCUAUGGGGAAGGUAUCAAGGAAGGAGCCAAUGAAGAGGAGUGGGUUGUUGCCAAAGAUAAACCUGCAUAUGAUGAGAUCUUUUACACACUCUCUCCAAUCAAUGGCAGAAUCUCUGGGGCCAGUGCAAAGAAGGAAAUGUUGACCUCCAAACUGCCAAACAGUGUCCUGGGGAAAAUAUGGAAACUUGCUGACUAUGAUAAUGAUGGCAUGCUGGAUGAGGAGGAAUUUGCAUUAGCAAAACAUCUAAUCAAGAUAAAACUAGAAGGAUAUGAACUCCCCAGUAGCUUACCCAGCCAUCUGAUACCUCCAUCACACAGAAAAUCUUUGAAUGGGUGAUAAACAUGUUUCUGAAAAUGUUUAAAUUCAAAGAGGUAGGAUCCUGUUACAGCAAAGCCCAUCUAUCGAUUUUUUUAAAAACUUGGAAUUAGGGUUAUUGGCAAGCCUUUUCAAGGUCAUUUCUAACAUUCAACCUUUCCUGUACAAAUACCAUGCUUGUGUAGGAAGAAGCAUGAAAACUAUUGUGUGUUGGGUCUGAUUCAUUGCACACGUACAUAUGUGUACUUGAAAGCUUUUAUUGUAGCGUGUGUGUGUGUCCACACACACACACACAACAUUCGUAAUAGAUAAGCAGGGUAUAAAUUUUUAAUAUAGAAAUAAACAUUUUAUAUACACAGUAAAAUAAACACAUCUACCGCACAUAUCAUGAUAUCUUUUAUGUCAUGAAUGGAAACACUUUCUGGUAUUUGAAAUGGCGGCCCUAAAUUGGAUGUUAUGUUCCAUGCAAGUUACGGGAACCAGAAAUGUUGUGUGGAAUGAGCAUGUUAAUAGUUCUAAAAGCACUCUACUAAAAAAAAAAAAAGUUUCAAGUGCCUUUCAAAUUACUACAGUAGGGUUUUUUGGUUUUUGUGAGUAGGAAGAAAAUUCAUAUUUGCCAUUUUUUAAAACCAUGUUUACAGUCACAAUGCUGAAAUGAAAUGCGGUAGCUAUAAAAUCAUUUCAGCUAUACCAGUGAUUUAUACUUUGAUUAUACAAUGUGAAACUCCCCUAGGUUUUCAAAAGGAUCUCUAAAAAUGUUAUAGUUAUCCUCUUUUGGAAGGCAUCUAUCCUUCACUAACGAUACUUGAAAUAUCGUCAUGACUAUCGGAAUCUACCUAUACACCUGGAAUUCCAUCUGCUCUUUUAAGUAUUUUAAGUUCAGCUUUAUUACUUUAGGCAAACAUUAAACAUACUAAAACUUGUACUAGUUUAAAAAUUUAUGCUUACUUUGAGAAAAAGAAGAGGACAAUAUGCUCGGAAGGAUCUUUUGUAUGAAUCAAAUUCAGAAAAAUCAUGGAAUGAUUAAAAUGUCAAUUUAAAUAUAUACAAUUUAAUUACAAAGUGUACUAUCAUCUGUAGUGACUAUGGUGGCUACUUCUUUUGCCUCUUUAUAUGUAGAACAUAUAAAAAGAGACCUGCUGAAUCAGACCAAUGGUCCCUCUAGUUUCAAAGGAAGCCUAAAAGUAGGGCAUGAAGUCAGUAGUCCUCCCAGUAUCUGACAGCCAAAGAUAUAUUACUUUUAAACAUGCAGGCUCCAUUUAGCUGUCAUGGCUGAUAGUUUUAAAAUUAGAUGAACAUAUCACUUGUCUAAGCCAGCAGCCUCAUCACCACAUUUGCAGCAGUUAAUUCCAUAGAUUAAUUGUGUGUUGUGUGACGAAGUCCUUUAGAGCACUGUGAAGUACCUAGCAGCAUACAUGAAAAGCAACAAGAAAAAUGUGGUGUUGCUUUGCACCUUUUAAAUGUGCGGUACAUACAAAAGUCAGCGCUUUUAUUUAAUCCAUCCACUGUAGUAUGGUUUAGAAAGGUAUCCAAUUGAAGAGCUUAAUCCCAUAGAGGCAUAGCUUUAAAAAGAAGAUGACACAUGCAUUUUAUACAGCUGCCUUGUAGGUAUAUAGUGAGGCUAUUCACACACGCGUGCAAAACCGGGUCAAGGGAGCCCAGCCCGGUUUUGCACGCAUGUGUGAACCACUGGAUUGGGCCCGAUCCCAGCGGCUACACGGCGGCAAACCCGCCUAAGUAGCCUCCCUUUUAAAUGAGGUUAAGGGAGCAAGUGCUCCCUUAACCCCAUUUAUUUGCUCAUGUGUCAGCCAUGGCUGGCACAUUCGGGGGGGGGGUGUUCCCAACAAUGCACCAUGCGCUUGUGCGGUGCAUUAUUGGAGCUCCAGGGAGUGGGGUGACAUGCGGCGGUGCAUCCUGGCACCCUAAACCCUCAAGAGCUGCAGGGAGUAGCUGCCAAUCAUCUGGGUGAGCAAUCCGCCCGCCAGCGAAGCAAGGAUGAUUGUCUCUGGGGAGGGUGAGUGUAACCUGCUCUCCCCGCAGACCGUCCCAGAACUCUUCUCACUGUUUGUGAGAAGAGCUCCAUUUUGUGUCAGUCAAGGGUGUUCUAACUUAAAGUAGCUAAUAGCAUUUUGUACAGGGCAAAUUGGUUUGGUCAUAAUUGUAGGUCUCUUCUUGACAUGCACAGCAGAUUUUCUGGCAUCUUCAAGCCUUCAAUGCAUUCCUUUUCAGCUAUUUCAUUUAUGGGUAAUCAGGGGCGUAACAAGGCUGGAGUGGGCCCAGAGACAAAAUUUUAAAAUGGGCCCCUCGCUGAUACACACACACACUUGACAAUAUAUAGUCAUGUGACUUGCCUCGGGGGGGCCCUCGAGGCGUGGGGGGCCCCAGGCAGCCACCUCCCCUUGCCUAAUAGUGGUUACGCCCCUGUGGGUAAUGUUGACGCUGUCAGGACUUGUGGCAUCAGACCUGUUUAGUGAAUACCCAAAGGUAGGGUAGAACAGUCAAGUCAAAAAGGCUGUGGGCUUUGGGUGUAAGGAUCCUCUCAUGAGGCACAGCAAACAUAGCAAGCACACAAGAUCAGUCAUUCCUGCUGCAUCACCAAACCACAUUUCUUUGGCCUGUUCUCUUCUGCUACCACCUGUGGAUUCAGUCUGAUCAGUGAGAAGUUAUGGUAUUUAGGGAAUAAUCUCCAGAACCUCCACACUUUGUAUGAAGCUGCCUUACAGGCAGGCCAUUGAUCCAGCUAUCUUCAUAUUAUGUGCUCUGACUAGAAGUGUCACUGCCAGGCAAUCAGGCAGGUGUCUUUUUCAGCCCUGUACCCAAAACACAUUUAUCUGCAAUGCCAGGGAUUAAAUCCUGGACCUUCUAUAUGCAAAGCAUGUGUUCUGUCACUGAGCUAUGGUCCUUAUCUGUUUGUGUCUUUGUGUGCUGUUAUUCUGUGUCUCUGAUUGCAGCUAUGUGUUGCAUUCAUCUUAAGAUCAGCUCAUAGGCUGCAUGGCGGCUGAGAACCUGGAACUGAUGAAUUUAUUUUAAUGCACUUUUUAGUAUUGGUUCACUAGGAAAUCAAAUAAUGAAGGCCACAUCUGGUAUACGCCAGCAGCCCUACCCCUAAUCUUGUUAACAGGCUUGAGUAUAUCCUCUUUGCUUGCAUGGACAUAUGUAAGUAUAAAUAAUUCAAAUUAAGCCAACUCAGUAUAAUUUUUAUUUCCAAGGUUCAGAUUUUCCAUGGAUUUUGUCAUGUUUUAGCAAGGAUUGUGAUAGCACAGGGGAAAGAAUGCGGGGGUGGGUGGGGAGUAAUUUUGCACAGCAAGUGCAAGAAUGUAGAUAACAGCUAUGGAAGGAGAUGGACAGAUUGGGAAAAGGCUGACUAUUGGAAGAUGUUUUUCUCUAAUUCCUCACUUGCAUCUUUAGCAGCUGCUGCUCAUUCAUUUCAAGACUCUCUUCUGAAAUUAUGAAGAGUGGAAAUUUCAAAAACAUGUUCCUAGGAUGCUAAAUAAUGUCAUGACAUAUCAAAUUCUGUCUGAAAUCACAUAGCUUUAUAGCUAAGAAAUUCAAUUACAUUCAUUGUUAGUUGACUCACUCUAUGAAGACUCAUGUCUAUUGUGAUGAGGUCACACUCAGUUUUUAUUUUAAACGAAUAGGUAAAAAUUUUCCAGGUAUCUUUUUUUCCUUUGCAGGGAGGUGUGUGUGUGUGAUGAAAUGACUGUCCCAUUAUUUCCUUUUUUAUUCUACAAGGCUUUUAAAUGGCUUGUUAAGUGUCACUGUUUCUUUCUCCUCUUGGACACUUUGGCACACCUUAAGUUGCCAACCACAAUUGUUCCAAUUUUUUAGUGUCUUCAGAAAUAGUGGAGGCAUGUCCUUAAGCUCUUUUUUGAUGCUACAAAUGAUAAAUGUAGUUUUGUGUUCAGCUAAUGUCAUGAUCCUUAUGCUUUCAACAGCUGAGGACUUAUAACAAACAUCCUAAGAUUCUCAGGGUGAUUUCAGACAUGAAAGAAGACACAUGAGGGACGUGUGUAUCUUCCUGUGUUUCUAGGGCCUUGGGCAAAGAGCCACUCAGACAUUUUCCCUAUAGGAAGAUAUAUGAGCUUUACUCACAUUGGUGGUAUACACAUAGUUUCCUAGGGAGGUGUGGCGUGUCAUCUCAUAAUAACAAAGCCAUUGCAGUUAUGUAAUAUAGCCAAAUGCUUUGUGAAACAGGCAGCAGAACAUGACCACUUCAGAUCCCUCUUAAUUUUUUUCUGAAUCUUGUGAAUACCCAAAGGAUGCUGAAUAUUGCUUUCAUCCAAAGUGACCCUGGUGCCUGCAGAAGGGAACCUUCUUACACAACAGGGGUUUUGAUUUCUGUUGAGUCCUUCCCCAUGCUGCAUUGCAAGUGUUCAGGAGGGUCUCCUGACUCUCAGGGGCAGUUUUUCAACAGUCUCAAGGGACUGCAGCAGGAAGGAGUGUGUGGAAAAGACCCUUGGCAAGGCAAAACUCCAUAAACCGGAAAGAAUCGAGCCUGUAAAUUGUUAAAAGUAAACUUGUGUGUCUGACUUGGAGAACAGACAUGUGUGAUGUUUCCACAAGCAGGGCUUGGUGCUGAAUUGAAAACCUCCAGUUCACAAAUGAUAUGCCCAUUGAUUGUGUAGGAGGUACUGUGAUCUGAAAGCUUGGCGAAGUUGAUGAAUCCGGAUUUUGAAGAAUUCCCAACCUCUCUUCUCCCACCAUCCCCACCUUGUAUAUGAACCAUAUGUCAAACCAGAGUGAAACUAAAUUUUGAUUGCCAUAAACUUGGCCCAUGCCAUAUUAAGUAUGUUGUUUAAUGCCUUUGUGUUCUUUUCACAAUCUAAUAGCUUUAAACGGAAAGUUGGGAUAUUCAGUUUUAGAUAAGUAAACAGAUGUCCUCAAAGUGGACCUUGUAACUUAAUCAAAGCAUUUAGGACACCAUUUCUAUUCAGUUACUGUAACCUCUUUAGCACAGAGAACCAGGGGGCUUUGCUUUUUCUAAUUUAUACACUGAUUGGCCAGUCCCACUAUUUAAAUAUUUCAGGUAAAAUCUGAAGAUUGUAUUAUUUACCUUACUUUCAUUAAAGCUCAAAUAACACACUUGAUGCACAUACUAAUCUGAAGGGUUAAGUUCAUUAGUGUUGCACUUUGGUUAUCUGAACAGAACAUUAUGGAUACUGUAAAUUUUUAUGCAUACCAUAUGCUUUUUAAUCAUUAUUUUGUCAUGGUGAUAAGAAUAUUGCUGUACAAUAAAUUUAGAAUGCAUA